This is a messenger RNA of Gasterosteus aculeatus aculeatus (three-spined stickleback), 2575 nucleotides long. NCBI's taxonomy places the organism in Eukaryota, Metazoa, Chordata, Actinopteri, Perciformes, Gasterosteidae. The record is from RefSeq and is a predicted model, not a curated record.
GUGCACCAAGAAGACGGAGUGCCGCAGGGGGGGGGAGGAGAAGAUCUGGCUGUGGUCGCCCAAUCAGCAGUGUGUUCAGAUCGAAUCCUUCCAACCGCCGAACCUGAGCUGCAAGGAGACGCGGCAGGUGGAUAUAAACAUACCUGCCCUGCCGGCCCUGAAUAGCUUGGACCAGCUGCAGUGUGAGUUUGGUUCCUUCAUCAGCGAGGCCGUGAUGGUCAUCGCUGACAGCCAGGUACGGGUCACCUGCUCGCUGCCGGACCCCGUGGAGAUCCCCCCAACGCCAGACCAGCAGGACUAUGUGUCCGUCCCCGUCACGGUCCUGGUGAACAACAUCAAGGUGACGUCUGGACAGUACCACUUCUACAACUGUGCUGCCACGGUCAGAAAGAACCCAAACUCACCGUGCAUAGCGUGUGUGACCAGUGAAUGGGGCUGUCAGUGGAACGCCCAGGAUUACAGCUGCAGCGACAAGGACGAUGCUGCAGGUGGAAAACACAUCAUCAAACCACAGCAGGCCGGCAGCUGUCCUCAGUUCGAGUCUCUGGAGCCGCCACUGAUCCCCGUUGGGUUUCAGGUCCCCAUCAGCUUCCAGGGAAGGAACCUGGACAUCUACACGGAACAUAGCUUCUCCAUCGGGACGGAGCUGAUGAAGGACACGGAGGCCGCGGUGACUCGGGAGCAGGGGUCAAAGUUCAAAUUCACAGGCUAUGAGUUUUCCUUUGACAAGCAGCAGGAGGUGAACAUAUCUUUCCAUAUCAAAGAAAGAGAGACUCUGAGAAAGAUUGACAGCACCCUGACAGUGGUGCUGUAUAACUGCUCGGUGGGAAGGGAGGACUGCAGUCUGUGCCAACACGCCGAUGCGGCGUACCGGUGCGUCUGGUGCUCCGCGACUCGCCGCUGCGUUUACCGGGAGCGGUGCCCGGGGCCCGAGGCGGCGCAGUGCCCCCCCCCGCAGAUCACGGACAUCGUCCCUCGCUUCGGGCCCCCGAACGGUCAGAUCUCCGUCACCAUCAAAGGCUCCAACAUGGGCAUCAAGAGGGAAGACGUCAAGAAGAUCACCGUGGCCGGCGUGGAAUGUGUCCACCAGGCGGACCGGUACUCCGUCUCCACCAGCGUGGUGUGUGAGAUCGGGCCGGCGAGUCGCAUGGACGUCCCCAUGCGUGGAGCGGUGGAGGUGGAGCUGGAGGGGGGACAGAAGGGGACGUCUCAGGUGAUCUUCACCUAUCGGGACCCCAAGCCGCUGGCAGUCGUCCCAUCGAGGGGUCCGGCCGGCGGCGGCACGCUGAUCACCGUCCAGGGGGAAAACCUGGACACCGGCACCAGGGACGACGUCUCCGUCGCCGUGGGGGGGGUCCCCUGCGAAAUCGUGGCAUUCGGCGAGCAGAUCACCUGCAGGACGGGGAGGUUCCGCGGGACGAAGGUUCCCUCCGAGCUGCUGCCGGUGACGGUGCUCUACGGCAAGAACACCACCAAGGAGGUGGGGGCCGCGUUCCAGUACUUGGAAGACCCCAAGGUCACCAACUUCCUGCCCAAGGACAGCUUCCUGUGCGGCGGGCGCAGGAUCAUGGUGGUGGGGAGCGGCUUCGAUCUCACCCAGAGAGCGAGCCUGAAGGUCGUGCCCCUCGCCAACGAGUUCUCCCACAGCGCCUCACCUGUGGAGUUUGUCCAGGAGGCCCUGAGUAAGAACGAAACCGUCCUGCAGUUCCUCUCCCCCACGGCGGGCGCCGGCGUGGACCCCCAGGCGCUGAGGACCUUCCUGCACCUGGACAACGAGAAGGUGGAGCUGAAGAACUUUGUCUACCACCGGGACCCGCCCUUCAACAAGCUGGACAAGAACGUCUUCCCCGAGCCCGGCGUCAUUAUCUUCACAGGGCGAGGAUUCGCCAAAGCCAUGACGGCCAAAGAGGCGCAGGCCUUCGUGGGAGACGCCUCGUGUCCCGUCAACAUCCUGCAGGACGAUAAGCUGAUCCUGGACGCUCCGCAGUCGCAGCCCGGGUCCAGACGGCAGCGCCGAGACACAGCGGACAACAUGCUGGAGCUCGUGGUGAAGUUCGGUCACGGCGAGUGGACGGUGGAUUCGGUUUCCUACGCCAGAAAGGACGACAUCCCUCUGGCCACCAUCAUCCCCUCGGUGAUCAUCCCGAUGCUGCUCUUCAUCGCCGUGUCCGUGUACUGCUACAGGAGGAAGAGUCAGCAGGCAGAGCGGGAAUACGGGAAGGUGAAAAACCAGCUGGCGAAUCUGGAGGAAAGUGUUCGAGAUCGCUGCAAGAAAGAGUUCACAGAUCUGAUGAUCGAAAUGGAGGACCACACCAGCGAGCUGAGCGAGGCCCGGAUCCCCUUCCUGGACUACAAGACCUACACGGAUCGCAACUUCUUCCUGCCCUCCAAAGACGGCGCCAACGACGCCAUGAUCACGGGGAAAAUCCAAAUCCCAGAAGCCCGCAAGGCCAUCGUGGCUCAGGCCCUGAACCAGUUCUCCAACCUGCUGAACAGCAAAACCUUCCUGAUCAACGUGAGCCUCCUCCUUCCCUUCUCUCCUUCCCUUCUCUCCUUCCCUUCUCUCCUUCCCUUC